UUUAACAGAAUAAGCCAGAGGUGCUUUUCCUAUAAAGUGUUUGGCUUCUUUGUUAGAAAUUAUAACUUUCUUGUUUGAGUUCUUUUGCAAUUCAGGAAGAAAUCAAGGCAGAAAAAUCUGAUUAUCAGUGGAGCCUGCUGCAAAACUACAAACAAUGAGCACAAAACAUAAAUCACUUAUCUCAUCUGGACCAUGGGGUGGUCCUGGUGGUGCCCCAUGGGAUGAUAAGGCUUAUUCAGGGGUUAAGCAGAUAGUUAUAGUCUCUGGAGCUUGCAUAGAUUCUGUAAGGUUUGAAUAUAGCAAGAAGGGACGUUCAGUUUGGUCAGAGAAGCAUGGUGGAAAUGGAGGAGACAGCACUUAUCAGGUGGUACUUGACUAUCCCAAUGAGUAUCUGACAGCAAUUAGUGGGCACCAUGGUAGUAUAUCUCAUGGAUCCCCAUCUGUGAUAAGAUCACUUACAUUUCAGACAAAUCGUAAGAAAUAUGGGCCAUAUGGGGUGUCUCAAGGUACUUAUUUUUCUUUUCCAACGAAUGGUGCCAAAGUGAAGGGUUUCCAUGGUAAAAGUGGCUGGUACUUGGACUCCAUUGGAGUUCACUGUGCUCCUGCUUCCCAAAAUACAAUUUGGUCAACCAUUAAAGGCUCUGCCAAGAGCAUCUUAAAAGCUUAAAACAGCUACUCCCAAGGCUUCCUAAGCCAUUCCUCUUUCAUAAAUAUCCAUUUCUAAUAUUUGAACUAUGUACUGUGAUACUUUUCCUGUUAUCUGGUGAUAAAUUUAAGUAUGUUUAGUGAUCAA
Messenger RNA from Cryptomeria japonica (Japanese cedar), 793 nucleotides. RefSeq names its product jacalin-related lectin 19. The transcript is spliced from 3 exons. The record is from RefSeq and is a predicted model, not a curated record. Bases 155 to 667 code for a protein of 170 amino acids. NCBI's taxonomy places the organism in Eukaryota, Viridiplantae, Streptophyta, Pinopsida, Cupressales, Cupressaceae. Gene Ontology annotation, molecular function: carbohydrate binding.